Physeter macrocephalus (sperm whale) is the source of this 861-nucleotide messenger RNA. RefSeq names its product AHNAK nucleoprotein (gene AHNAK). Gene Ontology annotation, molecular function: protein binding. The transcript has 4 exons. NCBI's taxonomy places the organism in Eukaryota, Metazoa, Chordata, Mammalia, Artiodactyla, Physeteridae. The record is from RefSeq and is a predicted model, not a curated record. Gene Ontology annotation, biological process: regulation of RNA splicing. Gene Ontology annotation, cellular component: nucleus; costamere; cytoplasm. The annotation marks the transcript as partial.
GGCCACUCGGAGCAGCUCCGCCGCGGGGACUGCACCGCCCGCCCUGCCGGACCCGCCCCGACCGGGGCUCGCCGCCCGCAGCAGCCGCAGCACCGCGACCUCGGGCCCCGCGCUGGCUAUGGCUGUGCCCUGGGGCUGAGCGCGCAGGCUGUGUGACCGAGAUUCCCAAGAGAGAGACACUCCGAGGAGAGGAGAGGAAGGAGGGGCGGGCUUCUGGCAAGGCAUCUGCUCCUGAACCAAGUCCUGCGAAGAUGGAGAAGGAGGAAGAGACGACCCGGGAGCUGCUGCUGCCCAACUGGCAGGGCAGCGGCUCCCACGGGCUGACCAUCACCCAGAGGGACGACGGCGUCUUUGUGCAGGAGGUGAUGCAGAACUCCCCUGCGGCCCGCACUGGGGUGGUCAAGGAGGGGGACCAGAUUGUGGGUGCCACCAUCUACUUUGACAACCUGCAGUCGGGAGAGGUGACCCAGCUGCUGAACACCAUGGGGCACCACACCGUGGGCCUGAAGCUGCAUCGCAAGGGGGACCGUUCCCCAGAGCCUGGCCAGACCUGGACCCACGAAGUCUUCAGCUCCCACAGCUCUGAAGUGGUUCUGGUGAGUGCCUGGCUGGCCGGCCGUGCCCUUCGCUCCCCCGACCACGCCGACGGGCCGGUCCCCCUUCCUGAGCCUCUGUCCGCCCGCUGGACCUUGCUCGCUUGUCCUUCCUGGCUUCUCUCCUGCUCUCACCCUGUGCUCUCUGUAGAGCCAGCCCGUUUCUCCUUUUCACGUGUGGCUGCCGCUAAAAGUCUUCCGUCAGUCUCUUCCGAGGGUCCCCGCCUGGGGACCCACGCAUUGGUCUGGUCCUCGGUGCCAGGAGGAA